Molecule: messenger RNA, 446 nt
Organism: Cryptococcus deneoformans JEC21
Lineage: Eukaryota; Fungi; Basidiomycota; Tremellomycetes; Tremellales; Cryptococcaceae
Exons: 5
Coding region: 81-362 (93 amino acids)
Source: RefSeq, a predicted model, not a curated record
GAAAAGACUCCAAAAACAAAAACAAAAAAAGCUACUCCCACCUACUUAUCUUAUCCUACUCCCAGCAACAAUCCUUAACCAUGCCCGUCAACCGUGCUGUCAUGAAGAAGUGGUUCCCCGUUGAAGUCAUGCCCAUCUUCGGCAUUGUCGGUAUCGCUUGUGUUGGUGCCACUGCCUAUCUCUGGAAGCUCUCUCAGGGCCCUGAGGUCGUCUGGGACCGAUCUUCUGACUGGAGGCCCUGGGACAAGGUCAAGCACGACGAGAACCUCAAGUACAUCACUGUUAACCCCGAGUUCUGGGCUCAGCGAAGGGCUCAGGCCGCUGGUACCAAGACCGGCGAGCGAGCUGUUGAUGCUAUCUAAGUGUCUGGGAUUUGGAGAGAGUAUGUAGAUGUAGAUGUGUAGCUUUUUUUCUGUUGGAUUCGCAUGGCAUUUCUGUUUCUUCUA